GAAGCAGUCAGGCAGUAUUCCCGACAGAUAAGAACGAGCCUCAGAGAUAAGCAUGAAACGAGGUUAUAAAUUCUUGAGUCACCAGCCGGGGUGAGCCACUAUCACUAUCACCACCACCACAAGACAUUGUUCUCCGUUAUCAGCCGUACAGACGCACCCGAAGCUUGUCAGCGUGAUAAUAAGCGCAGGAGCUUACCUGGCAGCUUGCUACUAAGCGCAGCUCCGUCUCAACAUGAGUUCGGGGCCCCCACCACCGUACAACCCACAGGCAUCCUAUGGGGCCCAGACAAACCCACAUCCACCACCUAACAACCGCGACCCGUCCUACGGGGUCCAGUAUAAGCAGUAUCCACCACCGUACGACGCUGGGCCGUCCUAUGGGCCGCAGUAUGGCCAGUACCCACAACCAUACAACCCUGGACCAGCCUACGGACCACCACCACCCGGUGGCUCACGGCAGCAGCAGACCGUCAUCAGUAUGCAGCCCGGUGUUGGCGCCACAUCGGUAGUGGUCAUUCCUGGCGGCAACUGCCCUGCCUGUCGGAUGUAGCUGUCAGAUUCGUAU
Molecule: messenger RNA, 565 nt
Organism: Procambarus clarkii (red swamp crayfish)
Lineage: Eukaryota; Metazoa; Arthropoda; Malacostraca; Decapoda; Cambaridae
Source: RefSeq, a predicted model, not a curated record